CAAUGCUGUUUUAUACCUUUUCUAUAUUUUGCUAUUUCAUCUACUCAUCUGCAGAAAUACACAGCGUUACACUGACUGGUUUGAGAUGGUGCAACACAAAUGUUUUUGUUCUUUAAUAUCAAGCAGAUUGCUCUCCCCUUAUUUCUCGUCCCUUUAUUUCUCUUUAGUUUACGUAGCAGAAUUAUUAUCCGACCAUAGGCGUCACUCUUUGUAACACGACGUUUUCCUAUUUGUUUUCAUAUGCUCGUACAGGUGUGGUGAAGUUUAGCCAAGGAUUAUGGCAAUUGUCACUUUUAAGGUGGAGUUAAAGCUGAUCAGGUAACGGAACUAAAUCUCAUGUAGGGUGCGGCCCCUCGAAGCACGGAGAAAUAUUUAUUUUGCAUAAAUAAAGCACACUGUGAAUUUGUAAAAUUCAAACAAAAACACAUUCAGACAUAUGCUGCAAAGGCAGAAAACUCAACCAAAUACAGAACACCCAAGUUACAAAAUAAAACCAGUUCCCUGUAGAAAAAAACUGUUAGUGAUUAUUCUAGGACUGCUGGCUGCAAUUCUGCAACAGUCUCGCAAUUAAACCUGAAUGAAGGCUACAGUGUUGAGGCGUGGGCGUAAUGGAAGCAACAUGCUAUGCAAUAAAAUGAUAAAACAAACCCAAACCACAUCCUCCAAAAGAAUCCCGGGCGCAAUUUAGUACAGAGAGUUGUACGUCUUAAAAGUCUUAAAAACCGAUUUGUGUUUUUCUGAUUUCUUCCAUUUCAUUUUAAACAAAUACAUCCCUCCGGUAUAUUGGACACAAACUUCAUCCACUAUCGAGCAAACACAGGAUGUGCCCGUGGGUGUGCCCUGCUGGCCUUCAAAACCAAUAUUCUGGUCACACAAGCACAUUGACAUUUGAAUGGGAUACAAAAACAACACUGGCUGUUUGGCCAGGGGAUUUAUAAAUCAAGCAGUUGUCAAUCAUUCUUUGCACUAAAGUAUAAAAAUGAUUGUUUUUGAUGCAUGCAGAUCAAAGCUGCUCCCAGCGUGCAAGAGAGCCACAAGCAUGAUGUUUCCACAUGGGGUCUUUAUCUUGUUGGCUGUUCUCGGACAGAUAAGCGGCAAUUUUGGGGCCAACAUUGCUGGAGGCGGAACGGCAACGCAGUCCUCCACGGGGUGGAACGGCCUCCCGGGAAGGGCCAUCGAUGGAGACCGUGCCAGCGUGUGGGGACAGGGAUCCUGCACCCACACAGAGGGCCAGGCGAAACCGUGGUGGAGACUUGACCUGCUGAAGACGUACGACAUCGACACCGUCACCAUCACCAACAGAAAGGACUGCUGCCACGAGAGGAUCAAUGGCGCCGAGAUCCGCAUCGGCAACUCCCUCAGUGACAAUGGCAACAAUAAUCCCAAGUGUGCUGUCAUCUCGUCUCUGGCGGCUGGAGCCUCCCAGACCUUCCAGUGCAAUGGAAUGGAAGGGCGCUACGUGAACGUGGUGAUUCCUGGAAGAACAGAGUACCUGACACUGUGUGAGGUGGAGGUCACUGCGAUAGAGAAAGAGGACUCCACUCAAUACGUCUGUGGUUGAAAUCAUUUCAAAACAACUCCCAAAUCUAUGCGAGUUUCUGCUUUUCUUUCAGUAAAACAUGUGUUUACUAAAAAAAAACUUAUCAUAGCAGAGUUGACCUGAUGUCACUGCUAGUGCUUUAUAAUACCUGGAAUUCUAAUUAACUUGUUGAACUGUUGUUUGAGGUGAUUUUAUAUUACCAUUCAUUAACUCCUGUGUAUAAUUGUUUGUGCACAUUAAAGAAAUAGUUUAACAUUUGGGGAAAUUUACUCUCAAUUAUUGAUGAACCUCUAAUAUUUGUGUUAUAAAUACAAAACCAACUAUCAGCAGCUGGCUAAUAUCACAUAUGACUGUUGGCCCAUUUAUCAGCUCGUGCACAACAACCCGAUCCAAACCAGACAGGCUUGUUGGGCCUUUUUUUCCUGUGUGAGGCUUUAGCCUGGUGCUUAUUAUUUAUAUCGGCCAAGUUAAGUACAUCAUUUUCAAAGCACAAACAUCUAUAUGUGACCAUCUCUUUAAAAUAAAUAAUCAAAGUAUAACCUUGGUCUGCGUCUCAAAUCCACCUGCUCCAGUCUGGUCUGGCCAGGUCUUUGAAAAGCAUCCGUUUCAUCUUCUUCCCAUGACCAUAAAGUGCUUCGAGGCAUGUCUAUCUGCUCCAAUUGAAAAAGGACUGCAUGUGAAUCACAACAUGGAAACAGUUCCAUCAACUGUCGCAAGUCUGGGAAACAUACUGUGCAAAGCAUGACCUGAGCAUGCAGGCCACUCUUCUGUGUCUUGUGGCUGAAGCGCCAUCUAGUGGUGACACCCUGCAAGUGAAUGAAUGGCAUUUUCGGAUGAAGCAAACAAGCCACCUGUACUUUUGUUUUAAUUAGAUCACUGUUGAUUCAAUGCAGGUUGUGCUUGCACUUGGUAUUUGAUAAAUCACAGUAUUGUUGCUGUGUUAAUUUCUUAAGGCUAUGGAAUUGUGAAUGAAUUACCAUGGCUAUAUUUCAUGGUAUUCCUAUGCUGCUUCUUCAUAAUGUCCUAACAGGUAUGAUUGCUCGUUCUGAAUUGCGCGCCGUAGGUGCGUGGAUGUGAAGGGUUGCAUGUCAGCCCUGUGAUCCCAGGGACCCUGUAUGAAGGACAUAACUGCCCAUGAAGAAUAUGCUUCCUCUUUAGUUUA
This is a messenger RNA of Pungitius pungitius (ninespine stickleback), 2702 nucleotides long. Its product is annotated as fucolectin-like. The transcript is spliced from 4 exons. Lineage: Eukaryota; Metazoa; Chordata; Actinopteri; Perciformes; Gasterosteidae. The record is from RefSeq and is a predicted model, not a curated record. The coding region runs from base 980 to 1561 and encodes 193 amino acids.